Molecule: messenger RNA, 1263 nt
Organism: Adineta steineri
Lineage: Eukaryota; Metazoa; Rotifera; Eurotatoria; Adinetida; Adinetidae
Source: the annotation of a GenBank genome assembly
AUGAAUUGUAGAACAGUUCAUUUGCUUGAUUUACCUGAUGAAAUAUUACUUAUUAUUUUGACAAAACUUGGGCCUGUUGAUGUUCUUUAUUCAUUAUUGAAUGUUAAUAAACGACUUGAUCAAAUGGCAAGAAGUGUUGACAAUACCAAAUUCUUAAACUUUUCAAUGAAUAAUGUUCAACUUGAUCGAUUUUGUUGUGAAAUAUUACCUCAAAUACAACAUAACAUUGUAGAACUUACUCUUGAAAUAUUUUCUAUGGAACGUAUUCUUCUUGCUUGCGAAUAUUCUAAUCUUACUGCGAUUGUUUUAACCAAUUUUUUACCAGAUAUUCUUUUACUAUAUUUAACAGAACAAUUACGUUCUUUUACAGUAGGCGUUGAUUCCAUUAGUAGAUCAACAGUGGACAAUAAUAAUCAAAAAAUUUUAUCUAAUCUCAAAGAAUUCUCAUUAACUAGCUAUAAAAACAAAAACGCUUAUGAUUGUCGAAUAUUACCACUUCUUCGUCGAAUGCCGAAUUUAGAAACUCUCACUUUCGAUCUCUAUAUAGAACAAUUAACUAUUAUUGACGGUUUACAUCUUAGUGAACAACUUCUUAUUCAUAUGAUAUAUUUAAAUAAGUUUGUAUUCCAUAUUUGUACCAUUUCAAAAACUUCUGAAACGAAUUAUUUCUUAACAACGAAUGAUAUUAAAAAUACAUUUCUUAAUUGGAAAUAUUCUUCAGUUAGUUGUUGUAUCGACCAUUUUUCAGACGGAUAUAGUUAUUGUCAUAUUUAUUCGACACCAUUUCAAAUGACUGAUUUUAUAUGUCUUUCAAAUAGUUUUCGUGGUCAAGAUUUCUCAUAUGUUACUAAGUUAUCGUUAUAUGAUACACGUCCAUUUGAACAUGAUUUUUUCGAAUGGCUAUCACAAGCAUGUCCAUCACUCAAAGAUUUACACAUUGCCAAUUCAACACCACAGAAAAAUAAACGUCAAGUUGCAACAGUAGAUGAUAAACAAAUCUGUUCAAAAAUUUCAUAUUUACAUUUAUUUAAACUCAACCUAAAUUAUGCACAUAUGGAUUAUGUUGAUCAAUUUCUAUGUUAUACAAAUACGUAUUUACUAACUUUUCACACACUUAUCAUACAAUAUGAUAAAUUAGUUACUGUCUCAAAUAAUUUUACAAAUGAUGCAAAACAAAUUAAUUGUAGUCAGAUCAAACAAAUCGUAUUUGGUCAAUUGCUUGUCUUACCGAAAGAUUUUUAUGAUUAUUUUCCUUGUUUAUAA